Dichomitus squalens LYAD-421 SS1 is the source of this 4253-nucleotide messenger RNA. RefSeq names its product ferredoxin/adrenodoxin reductase. The transcript has 7 exons. The record is from RefSeq and is a predicted model, not a curated record. Gene Ontology annotation, biological process: ubiquinone biosynthetic process. The coding region runs from base 223 to 1758 and encodes 511 amino acids. Lineage: Eukaryota; Fungi; Basidiomycota; Agaricomycetes; Polyporales; Polyporaceae. Gene Ontology annotation, cellular component: mitochondrion.
GUCAAUUGCCUGCUUCCGUCACGAGUGGUCAAUCAACCACAUUCGGAAUCGUAUACUGUACUGAUUGUCGGAUGACUCGUGGUUCGUGAAGGGCUUUUUCCUCAUCCCUGUGCAGAAGCACAACUCCAUAAUAUCAUUCACUGCUCCAUAUCAAAGAGCUGUGGUUCUAGGAUCUUGGGCACGUCGUACACACUUCGGCUGCGGUAGAAAGCCUCAGCUUGCAUGGCGCCUCUCAAGCUCGCGAUAGUGGGCGGAGGGCCCUCGGCUUUCUACGUGGCAUCACGACUGCUCUCGCUGCUACCGCAGACCAGUGCGCAUGCAUCAUCCCUCAAGAUACACCUCUACGAUCGAUUAUGGGCUCCAUAUGGUCUCGUACGUUACGGGGUCGCUCCAGACCACCCUGAAGUGAAGAACUGUACGCAUAAGUUUGAUACUGCCGCGACCGACCCCCGCCUCCGCUUCUUCGGCAACGUGAACAUCGGCACUCCCUCGCCCAUCCCCACCACGCUGCCUCUCUCUCUCCAGUCCCUGCUCCCCUACUACACCCACGUCCUCUUCUCGACCGGCUGCUCCGUCCCCAUCCUCCACCCCGCUCUCCCCCCAUCCCAGUUCUGCGUUCCCGCGCUCUCCCUCGUGCACUGGUACACCCAACACCCCUCUGCCCCCCGCCCUCCCCCCGACCUCUCGCGCAUCCGCCACGUCACGCUCAUCGGCCAAGGCAAUGUCUCGCUCGACGUCGCGCGCAUGCUCCUCACCCCGCCCGAGCACCUCGCCCAGCACGACGUCCCCGCCCCCGUGCUCGCCGCCCUCCGCGCCUCCGCCGUCGAGCACGUCUCGAUCGUCGGCCGGCGCGGCCCGCUCCAGGCGGCGUUCACGACCAAGGAGCUGCGCGAGAUGAUGAACCUGCCCGACGCGUCCAUGGCCCCGCUCGACUCCGCGCUCCUCGCAGCCGCACAGACCAACGGCGGCGCGGCGCUCACGCGCCAGCAGGCGCGCACGCUGCAGCUCCUCCAGAAGGGCUCGAAGAACCCCCCGGGGAGCACGCGGAAGACGUGGUCGCUCGACUUCUUCCGCGCCCCCACCGGCCUCGUCACCCCGCCGUCCGGACCGUCCCCCUCCGCGCGCGCGCAGCUCACGCUCGCGCACACGGCGCUCGACCCCGCCCAGCGGGCCGUGCCCACGGGGGAGACCUCGACGCUCGCGACGGACCUCGUCGUGACGUCGCUCGGGCACCGCGCGGAGCCGUCGCUGCCGUGGUACGACCCCGGGCUGGCGCGCCUGCACACGCUGCGCGGGCGGGUGCUCGGCGCGGACGGGCGCUUCGUGCGGAACGUGUACGCGAGCGGGUGGGCGGCGAUGGGCGCGCGCGGGGUGCUCGCGAGCACGAUGCUCGACGCGUACGCGGUCGCGGACACGAUCCUGAGGGACCAUUUUCCUCAGUUCGGCCCUGCCUCCGCCUCCACUUCUCCUGAGGAGGAGGGGGGAAGCACGACUGUGGGCGGGGAGCCGAAGCGCGCGGCGGACCUCGGGGCGGCGGUGGACGCGGUGGAGGUCUUGCCGCGCGGGGAGGACGUGGACUUUAAAGCGGUCCCGCCCGAGGUGGACGCUGGGCUGCGCGAGGGGCGGGUGACGGAUUUCGAGGACUGGAAGGCGAUCGACGCUGAGGAGAUCAGGAGGGGGCAGGCGGCAGGCAAGGAGCGCGAGCGGUUCGUGAGCUGGGACGAGGCGCGAGAGUUUUUGGCGAAGGUCAGGACGUAGAAGAGGACGCAGUCCAAAGGCCCCGCGGAUGUGCCAUGUUGAACUCAAUCGUACAUAACCUUACCGCUUAACCCCGUCUUGUCGGCGAGGAAAUAACGUAGAGCCUGUCAAUCUAUCAUUGCCUCUCACCGCUCUGUCCACGGAAUCUAUGUUCUUGGGAGCUGGAACGUGUAUGUUUCCACCACGGCCAAGCUUGACAUAGGGUUCGAGACCGUUCCUCGGCGUUGUAUCGGCGCAGCGUGAACGCCAAUUGCAAGUGUCUUUGCAGGCCGCACCUCAUUUCGUCCCUACCGCUAUUUCGCGGGAAAUAAGUUGCCUCGAUGUGUGUUCCCGUAAAUAAGUAUGGAAGGAAAGAAGGAUCGACAAGGAUUGUUGGGCUGCGGCCGCGAAGUCAAGGCGCGAGGCCUGUCGCGACAUCAUCGAGCUCCAACCCGCGCUGGCGGCCCACAACAUACCCACGCGCUUGUCGCGACCGAUCCUAGAAUAUCCCAAGGCACGUCCGCUUCAUAAUUUAUCACUUAACAGUCCACCCUCAGAAUCUUUGUUCUUCUCCACUACUUGACCUUCUUUCUGCCUUGCGCCCCGAGCUCACUCGUUCCUCUCGGUCGACUCGCGGUCGCGCUGCGCCAAGUUGCACUCACCCCAAGCCAGCCGCCGUUAUCGCCUCCGCUUCGCCGCGUCUGCAAAUGAUCGCGCGCCUCGCCAGCCGCGUCGCUGCCGCCGGCAUUCUCGCACUCGCUGCGUCGGUCCCGCUCGCGCACGCCCAGCAGCUCACCAGCGACGACCUGGCCAACGUCAAGGCCCGCCUCGCGCAAGGGGCCACACACAGCUGGGAGAUCGGCACCCGCGCCCAAGCACUCACCGAAUUCGACUCGCCCUCCUACUCCGUCCUCAACGACUCCUCCCUCCCGCCCCUACAAGGCUCCGCGCCCUCCUCUCUCGAUGAAGUCGUCUCUAUCGCACGCUCGGUCGUCCAGAAUUUGACCAACGUGGGCCAGGGCGCCCAGCCGCUCAUCGGGGGCACGACCAGCGGGGAGGCCGCGGGCGAUCCCGCGAGCAUCGGCGUCGCCGUCCUCUUGGCGAACUGGACCGGGGCAGGGGCAGCGGACAAGCUGGACUACGCGGGCGCGGCGCGGGACCAGCUCGAGUACCUGCUGGAGAAGGUGCCGCGGACGAGCGACGGCGCGAUCUCGCACCGGGUGGAGAACGUGCAGCUGUGGUGAGUGCGCCCGUUGAGUGUCUCUGUCGGCGGCCGUUUGUGCCUUCCUUGCGUGCUCCGAACGGUGUCCGCUGGGCGCGCGGGGUAAUCAGGCCUGCGUGGUACCUAGAGUCGACGAGGCACGGUCCGCGCAUGUCGGAAUCCAAUAUUGACAGCAUUCACGUUCGUGGGACGCCCAGGGCCGACUUUGUGUACAUGGUGCCGCCCUUCCUGGCUUACUACGGCGUCCUCACACGGAACCAGACGCUGGUGCAAGCCGCAUACGACCAAUGUCGAUUGUACAGGGAAGCACUAGUCGAUACCGACGCUGGGGGGAUGUGGAGGCACAUCGCGGGGAACGACAGUGACACUGGCCACUGGACUACCGGCAAUGGCUGGGCGGCCGCCGGGAUGCUCCGCGUGCUGGGCACGAUCCAGCACUCGCAAUACUCGAAAAGCAUGAAGUCGCAAGCGAAGGACCUCGCCGGCUGGGUCUCGCAGAUCCACAACGGCAUCUACCCCCAUCUGCAAACCACAGGGCUGUUCAAGAACUACGCCGACGACAGCACCUCCUUCGACGACGCGUCCGGCACGGCGAUCCUCGCGAGCACCGUCUACCGCCUCGCGCUCCUCUCGGGCGUCCACACCAACGUCCCGAACGCGGAGAAGUCCCGGAUCGCCCUCUUCGCCCCUUCCGCCUCGUCGCCGUCUUCCUCAUCGUCGUCGUCGUUAUCUUCAUCCUCCUCAUCCCCCUCUUCCUCACACGCCUCAUCAGGCACUUCCUCCAGCACCGCCCCGUCGUCCAGCGCGACCUCUCCGAGCCUCGCGCACUUCACGUCCGACGGCUGGCUCACGCCCGUCGUGAACCCGUACAACGUCGGCGCGCAGGGCGAGCACAGCCCCGAGGGCGAGGCGUUCGUGCUCGAGAUGUACGCCGCGUGGCGCGACUGGGCUGCGGUCGGGUCUCCAGGCCAGAACGGGGCCGCGGCGCAGGGGACGGGGCUCGCGGCGAUCGUCGCGGCGCUGUGUGCGGCGUUCUUGCUGGGGUGUUGAGAUGCCCGCUGCACACACGUUCUCAUACCUACAAGGGAAAAUACUCUAGAGCGCAGAUCGUGGAACAUUGAUGGACGUUUGAACGGACUUUUUAUAAGUGGGAUAUGAGGGGGAUUGUCUUGCUUACAGGCUCACAGGAACGUAUCAACGGUAGCUUUGUUGUAAUCCUGCCACACCCUACUAUACCUUCAUUAUUUGCUCGCGUUGUGAGUUGUGUCGAUUUCUGGUCGAACCGAUUUGUCGC